ACUACCUUUGGAUUAUUGUGGCAGCCAUUGUUAUAGCCACUACUACUAUUUAGCUCCCUGUAGGUCGUCACUUUUCCAACUUUCCCCUCUUUUCACCUUUUCUUUCUUUCGUGUACAUUUUGACCUUUUAGAGGGUCUACGCUCUUACGUCUCUCCAAACAAAGCAAAAGGGCAAAGCAUUGGCAAUUAAAAGGGCACACGAGGCCACUCCUAAACUCGUUCUUCAUGGUUUGAUGCCAAGCAAAAAACAGAGGGGAGAAGACGAGGGAAAAGCUGGUUUAUCUGUAAAGAAGAAGAGUAUAGUUUUUUCCACUUCAUAUUUCAUCUUUCCCCUGGUCAAAAGCCUCAAUCUUUUGUUUACUUUUGUUUGUGAAAAACAAAUUUUGGUGGCAGCUGAAAGACGGGCCCUUUUUCUUUCCCCUCUUUUCCUCACUCUGAUUGCUUCUUCCAGUCUCACUCUGGGUAGCCAUUGAAAACUAGUACACAAGGUUUCGGACCCUUUAAUUAAGCCUUACCCGUGAAACCCAUUUGGCGUGUUUGACAUUAUCAGCUGUCCACACAAUCUGGGUCGUUGUCUCUCUGGGGAAAAGACUCGAGCUUUGGAAGUGGAAUGAUGGGUUUCGAAGAAGGCGGCAAAGGGGGGAAAAUGGCGGGAGGGAGAGUGGUUGAUUGUGGUCACAAGCGUUCAAAGAGUGCUUGUGGUCCGAGCUUUUGGAGGUAUUUUAGCCAUUAUAGCAAACCGGGGCAAGGUUUUCCUUAGUUCUUUUAUGGAAUUUUGAUAACAACAAACGAACACUCCCCUCCAGUGAAAGUGGUGGGCUUCUUUUCAUCUUCCAACAAGGCCUUCUCUCUGAUAUAUAUUUCUGUAAUAUCAAUGAGCUACCGUUGGUCGUGGGUAGCAAAUGAGAACAGUUUUAGGAAGAUGGGUUUUAGGAAAUUGUUUGCUAGAUGGACCUCUGGUAGAAGCUUCCCUGACAAGAAAGGAUUGAAAGAGGAUGGACCAGAUAGUUCGCUUGGAGCUUCACAACGUAGCAAGCUUGUAAGGGUUUUCCUUUUUGGAGAGUCAAAGGGAACAGCUUUCUUAAUCUUGGCAUUAGUAAUGUUGUUGAGGGUUUUGCUUGUGCCAGCUAAUUUAGCCCCAAUGUUUUAUGAGGGGCUGGCAAACAAAGCAAGGCAUCUAGUUGCCCCUCUUGGCACUGGUUCAGAAUGUGUACAACUACAGUAUCUUGUUUUAUGUGUGAUUGAUGUAAUUGUGUGAUGUUUAAUGCACAGGAUAUGGGAUACCUACAGGAGUCUAUCAAAAGCCAGAGAAAACAAUCCCCAAAAGUUGAAGCCCGUAGUUCUUUGAAGCAAGAGAUUCAGCAGCUUGAGAAAAGAUUGCAAGACCAAUUCGAGGUUCGUCGUGCUCUGGAGAAGGCAUUGGGUUACCGGACCUCCUCCCUUGGGGAGAUACCUGAAGACUUAAUGCCGAAGCCAGCCACAGAACUUAUCAAGGAAAUAGCAGUGCUAGAGCUCGAAGUUGUGUAUUUGGAACAGUACCUCCUCUCAUUGUACAGGAAAGCAUUUGAUCAGCAAACAUCUUCAGUGUCUCCAUCCAGCAAGGAAGAAGGCUCCAAAUCAGCUGUUACUACUCCAAGGCUCAGAUUCCAGAAUGUUCCCCCGAGACCCAAUGUCAUGUCAUCGAGAGACAAUUUAACGCUUCAAUCACAGGACAACCCAUCAAAGGAAAAACUAUUAUUAGACUCCAGCAUCCAACGCUCUCAAUCCUCUCUCUCACAAUGCUCAGCAUUUCCUGCAAGACUUUCUCCUCCAGAAGCAGAUUCAUCUUUGGGAAGAGCUGUCCGUGCUUGUCAUUCGCAGCCUUUGUCUAUGAUGGAGUAUGCGCAAAAUGCAACGAAUAUGAUCAGUUUGGCGGAACACCUCGGGACAAGAAUCUCUGAUCAUGUGCAUGACACACCUAACAAGCUUUCUGAGGAUAUGAUUCGUUGCAUGUCUGCCAUAUACUGCAAGCUUUCGGACCCACCGGUGACAAAUAACGGCUUGUCUUCUCCAGUAUCGUCGAUGUCCUCAAUGAGUGCAUUUUCUCCACAAGAACAAUGUGAUAUGUGGAGUCCUGGGUUCAGGAACAAUUCUUCAUCCUUCGACAUACGGCUAGAGAACCCGUUCCUUGUUGAGGGACUAAAGGAGUUCAGUGGACCAUACAGUACGAUGGUCGAAGUCCCCUGGAUUUAUAGGGAUAAUCAGAAGUUGGGAGAUGUCGAGUCCUUGCUGCAGAAUUUCAGAUCAUUGAUUUGUAGAUUGGAGGGAGUUGACCCAAGGAAGCUGAAACAUGAAGAGAAGCUCGCUUUCUGGAUCAAUGUUCAUAAUUCUCUAGUGAUGCAUGCGUUUCUUGCAUAUGGUAUUCCACAGAACAAUGUCAAGAGACUCUUCCUUCUGUUAAAGGCUGCUUAUAAUGUUGGCGGUCAUACAAUCAGUGCAGACGCGAUUCAGAGCAACAUCCUUCAAUGCCGGAUGUCACGUCCUGGCCAGUGGAUUAGGUUACUUAUCCCUUCUAGAUCCAAAUUCAAGUCGGGAGAUGAAAGGCAAAGCUACACAAUUGAUCACCCAGAACCUCUGUUGCAUUUUGCACUCAGCUCGGGUAGCCAUUCCGACCCCGCGGUACGUGCCUACACGCCAAAGGCGGUAUAUCAAGAGCUGGAAGCAGCGAAAGACGAGUACAUUCGAGCCACAUUUGGGGUACGAAAGGACCAGAGGAUCCUACUCCCAAAGAUCGUCGAAACUUUUGCAAAGGACUCGGGUCUAAGUCAACCCGCUGUAGUCGAAAUGAUCCAAGGGUCUCUGCCGGAUUCUCUGAGGAAAUGUGUCAGGAAAUGCCAGCUAGGAAAGCCUCGCAAGAUCAUCGAGUGGAUGCCACAUAACUUCAGUUUCCGGUACCUGAUCUCGAAAGAGCUGGCUAGAUGACAUUGCCAUAUAAUAGUUUGUCGGUGUCGAGCUCGAUAUAUAUAUGCUUUUUUGAAUCAAUUCUAUAGGGAAAGGUGUGUUCAUCAUUUUGUAAAAAGGGGUAAAGUAGGAAGGUGAGAUAUCAGUGAAAGCAUUUUCCAUGUUAGGAGAGUAGAGAUUCUUAACCCAACGCCAAUCUGUUUUUUGUGCCUAGUAAUGGUUAUAUUGUAAUUGGGCAGUCAUCUCAGGAGAAAGGGUAAUAGGUUUCUGUGAUGAUGGUGUCAAGAUUGAUGAAAAUGAAAUGGAAAUGUGUGCAUUGACUAUUUGUACAUAAAUUCUGCAGCUUUCUCAGAGCAAAUACCAUUGUUUUAUCAGUGUAACUGAACGGCAAGAUGAAUAGUUUCCUUAUAUCAUGUCUCCUUCCAGUUUACUGGUAUCUCACCAUGAAUGUGUGAUUCAUUGCAACUGCAAAUGUAAAAGGUUCCAAA
This is a messenger RNA of Linum tenue, 3428 nucleotides long. The record is from the annotation of a GenBank genome assembly. Lineage: Eukaryota; Viridiplantae; Streptophyta; Magnoliopsida; Malpighiales; Linaceae.